GGUACACCAACAUGGGGUAUCCCAAGUGUACACCAAGCCAACACAGACAUACACAGACACAAAGUAUCUGUGUUGCACACAUAUUUUGUGUCUGUGUGUGUCGUUUGGUGUUGGUCUACCCGCCCAUAAAUAAAAGCCGCCUUCGGCAGAGUUUGUCUUCUUUUGGCGAUUGUUUCUCGAAUCUGGAAUCUAGGCUCAUCGGAAGAGCGCGCCGUGCUGGGGAUAAAGGAUUAGACGGUCUGAUGUAUGGGACUCGUGGUGAUUGGACACUUUCAGUUUGUCAGAACGGAAAAAAACGAAAGUGAGAGGACAAGAAAGUUGUCACUAGCACCCAGAAUAAGAGCACACCAAAGAUUAAUGACUUGCCUGAUGAUUUGCUUGUUGAUAUAAUAUCCCGCCUAAAACUCAAAGAUGCUGGUAGCACUAGUGCUAUCUCCCGUAGAUGGAGAUAUUUGUGGACACUUAUAUCCGGGAGUUUGAAAUUUGAUGCUUGGGACAGCGACACAUGCAGAUGGAUGGAUAAGAGGAAAGAGUUGGGAGGUUGGGUCAAUCGUGUGUUGGAAUUGCACAAGGCUCCUAGAGUGGAUAGCUUAAUCAUUUGUUCUCGGGGGCAUUGGAGGUUUCAAGAUGGUGAUGUCGAUAGGUGGACACGGUUUGCCAUGCGAAAGCAAGUAAAAGUGUUUGAAUUGAGUUUGGAAAGGCAUAGGCGUAGUUGUAAAUACGAGUUUCCUAGCAUGGAGAAGCGGUUAUUAUUGGGGCCCAAGUGUUCAUUUGUUAGCCUAAGAUCCCUCAAGUUGGCGCAUGUAAAUGUUGAGGAUGACAUGGUUCAUUAUUUAUUGGCAUCUUGUCCGGAUCUUGAGACCUUGUGGAUCGAGGACUCAGAUUGUACGAAGAAUCUCCGAGUUGUUGCACCAAAGUUGAAACAAUUGCAUCUACGUUGGUGCACGCAGAUCCAGAGGGUUGAGAUCUCCGCACCGAGUCUUGUAUCAUUUGCAUAUGCAGGACAUAAUGUAGAAAUACCUUAUUUGUUGAAGAGAGUUGCGAAUCUCACUGCGCUACAUCUGUGGGGGGGAGCUUCGUUCCCCUUUAUUUGUCAAGCUAACAAACACUCAAGUUAUUCGGUUCACUUGACAGAGCUGAACCUGGGUCUUAUUCUCACGUCGAAAAUGACACCAUUGCUAUUGGUGUCAUUUGCUUACACUAGUUUAUUCCCGGCACCUAUGGUGUCAUUUGCUCACACUAGUAGAAGAUUACUACUAGUAGUAUUUAUUUAAAAUUAAGCAGCGCCAUAAUGGCGCUUAUGUGUUUGCUGGGAAUAUACCACUGUUGGAUACAAAAAGAGCGCCUCAAUGUUGAGCUAAACUUCACUGUCUCAUGUUGUCACGGAUGGAUUAUGCAUGGCAUGACUAUCAGGAGAUACCAUUUCCUGAAGUGAGUGAAGCAGAGGUGGGUACAUUCAAUCAUGCGAAUCUUAGGUCGGUUCGAAUGGGAUCUUAUUGUGGGUCGUCAAGCGAAGACACGUUCCUUUUGAAAUUGCUGGAGAUGGCUCCAUCACUUGAGAUGGUGAUCAUUGACACAAAAUUGACAGAUUUUGUCCACCAAUUGAGACAUCUUAAGAAAAUGAAGUUGGCCACUACGAGGGAUGAAGCAAAGGAGCGAGCCAGCAAUCUCAAAUCCAACUUUCCACCGCACACACAGCUGCUUACAAUAUGAUGAUGUUGAUGGUCGGUUCUGUUGUAAGAUUAUUUUUGUGUUUAAUUUAUACACAGAGUAUAAUAUAAACAGCGCGCUCCGACGUGGCUAAUAAUUUACUGUAAUUUUU
This is a messenger RNA of Cuscuta campestris, 1822 nucleotides long. NCBI's taxonomy places the organism in Eukaryota, Viridiplantae, Streptophyta, Magnoliopsida, Solanales, Convolvulaceae. The record is from the annotation of a GenBank genome assembly.